GAGAAUGGAUGAGAAUUUGUUGUUGAAGGAAAGAGAAAGUUUACCAGAGAGAUGGAGGGAGAUAGCGGGAGAGAUGAAGAAGUUGGGUUAUUUAGCAGGUCCGAUGGUGGCCGUAACUCUAUCGCACUAUUUGCUGCAAGUAAUAUCACUUAUGAUGGUUGGUCAUUUAGGUGAACUCUCUCUCUCCAGCACCGCCAUUGCCAUUUCUCUUGCUGGCGUCUCUGGUUUCAGCCUCCUUUUAGGUAUGGCCAGCGCGCUGGAGACAAUAAGCGGGCAAGCGUUCGGCGCUGAACAGUAUGAAAAGAUCGGAACACAAACAUACACCGCUAUAUUCUCUCUCGUGAUCGUAUGUAUUCCUCUCUCUAUCUUGUGGAUAUACAUGGGAAACGUACUCGAAUUCGUCGGCCAAGACCCUCAAAUUUCACAAGAAGCUGGAAAAUUCACAAUGUGGCUCGUUCCUGCUCUGUUUGCUUACGCGACUCUUCAACCGCUGAUUAGGUAUUAUCAGAUCCAAAGCUUGAUUCUUCCCAUGCUGAUAAGCUCGUGCUUCACUCUAUGUUUCCACGUGCCCGUUUGUUGGGCCCUCGUUUUUAAGUCCGGAUUGCACAAUCUUGGAGGUGCAGUUGCUAUUGGCCUCUCGAUGUGGCUAAAUGUGACUAUAUUGACCUUAUACAUGAUUUUUUCACCUUCCUGCGCAAAAACCCGCGCCCCGUUUUCGAUGAAGAUAUUCCAAGGAAUAACAGAGUUUUUCCGCUUUGCUGUUCCUUCUGCUGUGAUGAUUUGUCUUGAGUGGUGGUCGUUCGAGCUACUUAUCUUACUGUCAGGGAUUUUACCGAACCCGCAGCUUGAAACCUCGGUGCUGUCUGUGUGCCUAAACACCAUUUCUACGCUUUAUGCAAUACCAUUUGGACUCGGUGCUGCAGCAAGCACGAGAAUUUCGAAUCAGUUGGGAGCUGGAAAACCGGAGGGGGCUCGUUUAUCACUUAUUGCUCUAAUGCUUCUUGCAGCAAUAGACGCAAUAGUUAUAAGCGCGAGCGUGUUUGCUAGCAGAAACGUAUUUGGGUACAUUUUCAGCAACGAGAAGGAAGUUGUGGACUAUGUUACGAUUAUGGCUCCCCUCGUUUGUCUAUCGAUUAUAAUCGACAGUAUCCAAGGGGUCCUUUCAGGUGUUGCGAGGGGUUGUGGGUGGCAGCACAUUGGGGCGUACGUGAAUCUUGGGGCGUUUUAUCUAUUCGGAAUCCCGAUUGCAGCUUCGUUGGGUUUUUGGCUGAAUUUAAGAGGAAAAGGUCUAUGGAUCGGAAUAUUGUGCGGUGCAACGUUGCAGAUGAUUAUGCUUUCGAUUAUAACAAGCUGCACAAACUGGGAGAAACAGGCAUCUAAGGCAAGGGAGAGGUUGUUUGUGGAGGAUGAUGCUUCGUUUCGAGAUACUUGAAGAGGCUGUUUUUCAAGGGGGGGUCGGAGUUUUUUAUUCGUAGCUAAUGCUUCAUUUGGGCGUAUUAUACGAUGCAGCAGCACAACGAGAAUGGACAACGAGGUUGGACUAACUUGACACUAUGAUACAAUAAUAGUGUCUUCUCUUCAAAUCUGACUAUACUUUUAAUGUUUCAGUGUGCAAGUAUUAGUUGCAGGUAGAACCAUUAAUUUUGGAUUGUGGUCGAGAAAUCUAGAAUGCAACUUAAGGUUUUACGUAGCGAUGCCAGUCGGACCUGAAUUCUGGAGUUUCGUC
Erythranthe guttata (spotted monkey flower) is the source of this 1726-nucleotide messenger RNA. Lineage: Eukaryota; Viridiplantae; Streptophyta; Magnoliopsida; Lamiales; Phrymaceae. The record is from RefSeq and is a predicted model, not a curated record.